AUGGCCCUGCUUAGUUUGGUCAAGGUCUUCAUCAGCUACCCCUUGAACAUUUGGCCGGUGCUGGUGGAAGCUGAAACCCGCAUGGCGCGCUGGCUGUCCGCGGGCGAGGAGGCGGACGAGAAUCAAGACGCGGACGACGUGGACCAGACACGCCCGUUAUUGGACGAGCAGAUAACUACCGGAGGAGCUACCAGUGGGAUGAAGAACAAG
Molecule: messenger RNA, 210 nt
Organism: Amoebophrya sp. A120
Lineage: Eukaryota; Dinophyceae; Syndiniales; Amoebophryaceae
Source: the annotation of a GenBank genome assembly